AUGACGGCGACGGUGGAGUCCGCGGACCUCGCGAACGCGUUCGUCGAGCUGACGAAGGAGGAGGCGGAGCUCGUCGAGGUGCUCUGCGCGGCGGCGGCGCCGACGGGGACGACGGUGCGCAUCUGCGGGGGCUGGGUGCGCGACAAGGCCCUGGGGCGCGUCACGAAGGACGUGGACGUGGCCCUGGACAACGUGUCGGGCGCGGCGUUCGCGGCGCGCGUGUCCGAGGCGCUCGCGGCGCGCGGCGGCGACCGGGGCUCGAACAUCGGCGUCAUCGCGGCGAACCCGGAGCAGUCGAAGCACCUCGAGACGGCGACGAUGCGCCUCUGCGGCAUCGAGGUCGACUUCGUGAACCUCCGGUCCGAGUCCUACGCGGACGCGGGCGACACGCGGAUCCCGACGAUGACCUUCGGCACGCCCGAGCAGGACGCGCUCCGGCGCGACUUCACGCUCAACGCGCUCUUCUUCAACGUCCACAGCCGGGCCAUCGAGGACUACACGAAGCGCGGCUGGGACGACCUGCGCACGGGCAUCAUGCGCACGCCGCUCGAGCCGCGCGUGACCCUGCUCGACGACCCGCUCCGCGCGCUCCGCGGCGUGCGCUUCGCGAGCCGCUACUGCUUCGCCCUCGAGCAGGGCUUCGUCGGGGCCUGCCUCCUGCCGGAGGUGCGCGCGGCGCUCCUCGCCAAGGUCUCGCGGGAGCGCGUCGGC
This is a messenger RNA of Aureococcus anophagefferens, 711 nucleotides long. RefSeq lists its product as hypothetical. NCBI's taxonomy places the organism in Eukaryota, Pelagophyceae, Pelagomonadales, Pelagomonadaceae. The annotation marks the transcript as partial. Gene Ontology annotation, biological process: tRNA 3'-terminal CCA addition. Gene Ontology annotation, molecular function: RNA binding; ATP:3'-cytidine-cytidine-tRNA adenylyltransferase activity. The record is from RefSeq and is a predicted model, not a curated record. The transcript has a single exon.